CCGCCCGCUACCCCGUCGAUCUUCACAGGAUCUUGAGCGCCGUCGCCGAUCUCCGUCGCACCAUCCUUAGCCCCGCCGUCGACCGCAGCCACGCCACACCGUUCGCCGCCAGGCCUGACGCCGCCGCCGCAGCCCGCCAACGCCGCCACCCUCGCUCCUUCGCACCCGCCGCUGACAUCGCGCGCCUUCAGGGAGUUGGGAGGAUCGAAAGAAUGGCGUGGGGCAGCUGGAAGGGUUCACGGCCGCACACGCGGCGACGCCGUACGCUUCAUCGACGAGCAUCAGAAACCGCCGGCGCCGCCGGAUGGCAACGCCGCUCAGCAUCGUCUUGGCCUGUUGGCCAUGAUGGACAAGGACGCCCUGAUCUCUUCGCUGGCGACCCGGGAGGCCGUCGGCCAAGGACGCCAUGAACCACCGCUGCCGCCGCCGCCGCCGCCGGAUCCAAGCUUUGGAGGCCGUGGGAGCGGGGGGGCCGUGGGAGCUGGGGGGGCCGUGGUAUCCGGAUGGGGGGAAAGCCAACAUGGGUUCGCGGCGAAGUUCGCCACCCGCGAGGACGUUGACGCCGCUCUUCGCGCCGAGCGCCCACCUGACAAGAUGCCGGACCUUCCUCACUGCCUCGCCAGCGACCUCCGAGUGCCGAAAACGUUCAAGGAGGCCAUGCGGUCUCAACAUUUGUGGGAUGAUGCAGUCGGUCGGGAGUUUUUCGGUCUGCUGGAUGCAGACGAGUACGGAUGGCCGACGAAAUUCAAGGCACGACUUGUAGCGCGAGGGGACAUGCAGAGGGCUUCGAUUGAUUUUGGAGAAUUGUUUGCACCCACCGUAUCCGUGUCUAGUGUGCGUUUGUUGGCAGCAUUGGCAUGUGAGCAGAACCUUGACUUGUGCCAUUUCGAUAUUCAGCAGGCAUUUGUGCAGUCUGAACUUGAAGAGGAUGUUUUCAUGCGUCUCCCGCAAGGUUGUGGUUGGUUAUCUGGACUUUUCGUGGAGCUAUUCCAGAGGCAGAAGGAGAGGUGUGACAAGUUUGGCAGUGACCUCAACGAGAUGGUCCCCGUGAAAAACCUUGGGGAGUUGAGGUGGUACUCCGCGCGCUUUUACCAGAGAGGUCUAGAGAGAGGCCUUUCGAGGAUCUCGCAGCAAAGGUUUGCAGAAGAGUUGGCUGCAGAGUACGGCGUUGAGUGGGGGAAGAGUGUGCCCUUGCCUGUGAGCGUGAAGCUCACCGACUUUGACGAAAACGAAGCGUGUGCUGAUGUCCCGUUUCGCGAGUUGGUAGGAUCUCUGAUGUGGUUGGCCACUCAAACCAGGCCGGACAUCGCGAAUGCAGUACGAGCAGUAGCGCGGUAUUGCGCGUCUCCCAAGAUGGUGCACUGGAAGGCAGCACUUGGUAUUUUAGGGUACGUGCGUAGGACGAGUUGGAUGGGGAUUACAUUUGAGAGGGGAGUGGUCACUGGCAUGAGCAUGCAGGUGUUUGUGGAUGCCGACUAUGCAAGCAAGGCAGCAGACCGUAGGUCGGUCUCAAAAGGACUAGUGAUGUGUGGAGGUGGGUGUGUGACUUGGUUUUCGAGGACGCAGAAGUGCGUUACGCUUUCNUAG
This is a messenger RNA of Ectocarpus sp. CCAP 1310/34, 1587 nucleotides long. Lineage: Eukaryota; Phaeophyceae; Ectocarpales; Ectocarpaceae. The record is from the annotation of a GenBank genome assembly.